Pterocles gutturalis (yellow-throated sandgrouse) is the source of this 1205-nucleotide messenger RNA. It is a transcript of the gene RNPEP, whose product is annotated as arginyl aminopeptidase (aminopeptidase B). Gene Ontology annotation, biological process: proteolysis. The annotation marks the transcript as partial. Gene Ontology annotation, molecular function: zinc ion binding; metalloaminopeptidase activity. The record is from RefSeq and is a predicted model, not a curated record. The transcript has 8 exons. Lineage: Eukaryota; Metazoa; Chordata; Aves; Pterocliformes; Pteroclidae.
GUGUGCUGGCUCCCCCCCGAGCAGACAGCAGGGAAGCAGAAGCCCUACGUGUACACGCAAGGCCAGGCCGUCCUCAACAGGUCCUUCUUCCCAUGCUUCGACACCCCGUCAGUCAAAUGCACGUAUUCGGCCACGGUGCAGGUCCCCGAGGGUUUCACAGCUGUGAUGAGUGCCACGAGCUGGGAGAAGCAGAAUGAUAACACCUUUGUCUUCAAGAUGGCCCACCCAAUCCCCUCCUACCUGAUCGCUCUGGCUGUUGGGGACAUUGUGUCUGCUGACGUUGGCCCAAGGAGCCGUGUCUGGGCCGAGCCCUGCCUGAUUGAGGCUGCGAAGAAGGAGUAUGAUGGGGUGAUAGAGGAGUUCCUGGCGGUUGGAGAGAGGCUCUUUGGACCUUAUGUCUGGGGCAGGUACGACAUCCUGUUCAUGCCGCCCUCCUUCCCCUUCGGCGGGAUGGAGAAUCCCUGCCUGACCUUUGUGACGCCCUGUCUGCUGGCUGGGGACCGCUCCCUGGCAGACGUCAUCAUCCACGAGAUCUCCCACAGCUGGUUUGGCAACCUGGUCACCAACGCCACGUGGGGCGAGUUCUGGCUGAACGAGGGCUUCACCAUGUACGCCCAGAGGCGCAUUUCCACCGAGGUCUACGGCUCGGCGUACACCUGCCUGGAGGCUGCGACGGGCAGGGCCCUCCUGCGCCAGCACAUGGACAACACCGGGGAGGACCAUCCACUCAACAAGCUGCGCGUGGUCAUCGAGCCAGGUGUCAAUCCGGAGGACACGUACAACGAAACGCCCUACGAGAAGGGGUACUGCUUCGUCAGCUACUUGGCCCAUCUCGUGGGGGACCAGAGCAAGUUCGAUGCCUUCCUCCAGACCUACGUGAACCGGUUCAAGUUCCAGAGCAUCACAGCGGAUGACGCCCUCGGUUUCUUUCUGGAGUACUUCCCGGAGCUGAAGGACAAAGGCGUGGACACCAUCCCAGGCUUUGAGUUUGACCGCUGGCUGAACACGCCGGGCUGGCCGCCCUACCUGCCCGACCUCUCACCGGGAGAGCAGCUGAUGAAGCCGGCGGAUGAGCUGUCAGAGCUCUGGGCAGCCGACAGCUUGAACAUGGAGGCGAUCGAAGCCGUGGACAUCACGGCCUGGAGGACGUACCAGCUCGUCUACUUCUUGGAUCAGGUCCUGCAGAAAUCCCCCCUGAGGGCCAG